UCUCUUCUACACGCAGGUUUUGACCAACUUUGUUUUUCAUGACAAUGCCAUUUUUCCUCCCCAGGAUGGAAAGAAAGAACUUCUUCCUAAGCCUAUUGCUCUGCUACGGUUUGCUCAGAGCUGCCGCUUCUUACAUGGCAAUUGAAGAGAAGACAGAAUGCAACCUGUCAAGGAGCAACAAAAUGAAUCUCCAAGAUCUCCCACCCAUCUCCAUAGUAGAUUUAACUAAAAGAUCCCAGAAAGUCAGCAAGGCGGAGAACAAGAAAUCUUCCAAGAAAAAUGCUGGCCUGAAGACAUCUCCGAAACCAAGGCCCCCACCAGCUGCUGACUGUGUGCUAAACUUCAGAACCUGCAAGCCACACUUGAAUUCGUGUUGUAACUACUGUGCUUUAUGCAAAUGCCGAAUUUUUCAGACCAUCUGCCAAUGUCUAAUGUUAAACCCAAAGUGCUAACCCAAACUGGGAAC
Molecule: messenger RNA, 466 nt
Organism: Pelecanus crispus (Dalmatian pelican)
Lineage: Eukaryota; Metazoa; Chordata; Aves; Pelecaniformes; Pelecanidae
Gene: ASIP
Product: agouti signaling protein
Biological process (GO): melanosome organization; hormone-mediated signaling pathway
Cellular component (GO): extracellular region
Molecular function (GO): melanocortin receptor binding; neuropeptide hormone activity
Source: RefSeq, a predicted model, not a curated record